GCAUUGCGACUACUCCUGUCCUUAUUUUCCACCAACAAACUUGUAUUAAUAACUGGACUGAAGUUCACACCAGAAGUUUCGCCGCGCUUGACUUGCUGGGAUAUCAUCAGCAACGUAACUGCUGACUAUACGCCCUGCACGGGCCUCGGCCCAGGCCCGCACGCAAGUUUUGGCGCAGGCGACCUAUUGAAGCGGUUCGCUCGCUAUGGGCUGUGUCGGUUCGAAGGAGGAUGCUGCGGAUGUUGCAAAGGCCCCUCCCAGGGCCGAAGCCGGUAAUGGCAAUGGACAUGUAGAUGCUGUAAAAGCUCAAGCAGCCGCGGCACAGCCGGCCCCUGCUGCCGCGCCAGCCCCAGCCCUGCUGGUCGAAGCCCCUCCACCGGCCCCGCCUGCAGCUCAAGCCGCUCCCGCAGUGCCAACGCCCCAACCCUUGUACAACGGGCCAGAUCAAGGGUUGCCUGCACCGCGGCAAGCACCUCCACCGGCCCCGCAAGGUGCUGCGCCUCCUCCUCAUCAUGGACCACCAAGGCGGGAGCGUUCAGAGUUAAAGAAGCGGCAGGGGACGGAAUAUGAGGAGGAUUCGGACUGGGACCAGUGCUCCACAGCAAACUUCAACGUUGACGAGGAUGCGCAGGCCAAAGAUUGCGAGGUGCCAGCGGUCGGGGCAAGCGUCAUGGAGAAGGCGCUGCACAAUUCGCUAUUUGCUCAGGAGAAGCACGUGCCCGGGCCGGACAACGUGUACAAGGAGACGACGACGCUGCGCAUAGACAAAGUGAAAGGGUGCAUGUUUGUGAACCAGUACCUGGUGGUCCGUUUCCUUGGUCGCGGCGCGUGCGGCAAGGUGUUCCUGUGCCUGAACACGUACGACCUGCGGCUGUACGCGAUGAAGGCGGUGCGCAAGGUGGACCUGGAGAGCUCGCAGCCGCCGCAGCAGGGCGCCAAAAAGCGCAACCCCAUGGAGGACCUGAAGCGCGAAAUCAUGAUCAUGAAGAAGAUGAAGCACACCAACAUCGUGACGCUGAGCGAGGUGAUUGACGACCCCGCCGGCUCCAAGCUGCUGCUGGUGAUGGAGUACAUGGAGGGCGGGCCGGUGCUGACGCGCGAGGCGCUGGAGAAGCGGGAGCGGCUGCCGGAGAGCCUGGCGCUGCAGUACUUCCGGGACAUGAUCAAGGCUCUGGACUACCUACACGGCAACAAGGUGGUGCACGGCGACCUGAAGCCGGAGAACGUGCUCAUGGCCGCCAGCGGGGAGGUGAAGUUGUCCGACUUCGGCUGCUCCAAGGUGUUCGCCACCGGCAACGAGUACCUGGAGCGCUGCAACGGCACACCCGCCUUCCUGGCACCGGAGAUGAUGAAGCCCAACACGCGCUACCGCGGCCGGCCCACGGACGUGUACGCGCUGGGCGCCUGCCUGUACACGCUGCUGUUCGGGCGGAUCCCCUUCUCCGCGCCCAACCUGUACAAGCUGUUCCAGGUGGUGCAGAACGAGCCGGUCAAGUACCCGCCGGACGUGCCCAUCACCGAGGAGCUGAAGGACCUGCUGGCGCGCAUGCUCACCAAGAACCCUCGCGAGCGCAUCGGCAUGUCGGAGCUGAUGCGCCACCCCUGGCUCACCAUGAACAACCGCUUCCCGCUCAAGCCCUACCGCGAGCUGCGCGAGGGCGAGAGCCAGGAGAUGCACAACGGCGUGAUGGGCGGCCUGACGUUUGCGGAGGCCAACCCCAAGCCCGACUUCCUCACGGGCCUGGCCAACGUGAGCCGCCACGAGCGCGUGUUCCAGGAGGGCGACAUCAUCAUGCGCCAGGGAGACCAGGGCACCUACCUGUUGUACGUGGUCAGCGGCACCGUGGACAUCCUGGUCAAGUGGGUCACCAUGCCGCGCCGCACCAACAGCGCGCAGGUGGCGCAGGGGCAGCAGGGCGUGCCGGGCGCCAAGCCCGCCGCCAAGCCGGGCGCGGGCGUGGACGAGAUGAUGGAGGACAGCGACACCAUGUCGCCCAUUGUGGACGAGGAGAGCCGCCAGCACCGCGUCAACCUCAUGCGCGCCAGCCAGAAGGCGGGAGAGUUCGUGCGCUCGCUGCAGGCCAAUGCGGGCACCACGCGAGACCUGCUCAUUGCCCAGCGCGGCCCCGGCGAGCUGGUGGGCGAGAUGGCGCUGUUCAGCAAGAGCCUGCUGCGCACCGCCACCGUCCGCUGCGCCACCAAGGUGGUCACGCGCGUCAUCACGCACGAGCAGCUGGUGGAGUACGUGAUGGCCAACCCGCUGGCCAAGCACCAGGUGCGCGAGGUGAUCCUGAAGAAGGAGAGCGAGAUCACUAUGGUGGAGGCGCUGGUGAAGCUCACCAACGUGCAGGACGUGAUCACGGCCUCGCUGGAGCAGGCGCCGCAGUUUUAAGCCAAUGGGAGCUGCUCCGAGCCGUUGCAGCCGUCAGCGUUUAGACAUGCGUGAGCUAACGUUUAAGCAUCGAACUGGGGUGCCGCAGUGGCGCCUGCAGCCAACGAACGAGGGGGUGGAUCUGUCCACACGAUUCCAGUACAGGGUUCAACAAAGUCUCGCCGCCGACUUGGCUUAUUCAUCACCCGCCGAGACACCGGGCCAUUGCUGACGACGGGCACAUCAGCCUGCUUCGCAGCCUGGCUCCAGACGCGGGUUGUGUCGCAGCAACGCACGAGGUGGGUGUAGGAGAUUUCCAGAAGCGCCGGUGUGGCAGGCACAGCGUGCCGUCAAGAGGCGCACGAACGGGCGGGAACAAUCGGCAGGGUGGGGCAGAAGUUGUGACAUCAUUGGGCAUUGAGACGCCGGAGAGAUGACUAUAACUUUUUUUUGGAGGGGUUAUACUUGUGUAGGGGUACCACUGUGACGUCCGUGGCGUGACUUGUGCUGAGUCCACUGGAGGGCCGCCGGUGCGCGGCGAUUGCCCACUUCAUGAGUACAGCGUUGUAGCGUUGUGGAACGCUUUUGUGGCCCGGGUCUGUGUGGACGUGUCUGUGUCUCUGCCAGUUGCCUCACAGCAAAUGAGUUAGCUGUCGGCAUUGCAAAUAGUAGUAUGGAACACUGAAAUGCUGUGCGUGUGGUACACGCGGGGUGCAAAUUGUAGAAAUUUCGCUCUUGUAGCAGGAAGUAGGGCUAUCUAUGACCGCAGUCUGCGCAUGCACCUUACGGACCGGUGUUGGCCCUUUGAUACUGGGCGAAGCACGAAAACGUUAUGGGCGUCGGCACCCUUAUGUUGUGAGUGCAGCAGUGUUAGGGCUUUUCCAACUGCUGUCAAUAAAAUUCGAACGGUUGUCCAUGCUGACGUGCGCCUUAAGAAUGCACGAGCGCGCGCGAAACCAACGCCCCACGUGUGGCAGGGCUCUGAUUUGUUGACUUCGAGGUGUGGGAGGCCACUGGAGCCCGUGGGUGGUCUGCGAACAAGAGGAGUUCAGAGCAUGCAAGAUGGUGCAAGGGCGAGGGGCGCCCUAUCGCAGCAAACCGGUGAUGAUUUGAGCCGCAUAACCAGAACGCAAGUGAGGAGCAGUGGCGUUCUUGUUUACACUGUAACGUCCUCAUA
This is a messenger RNA of Chlamydomonas reinhardtii, 3548 nucleotides long. RefSeq lists its product as uncharacterized. NCBI's taxonomy places the organism in Eukaryota, Viridiplantae, Chlorophyta, Chlorophyceae, Chlamydomonadales, Chlamydomonadaceae. The coding region runs from base 206 to 2392 and encodes 728 amino acids. Gene Ontology annotation, molecular function: ATP binding; protein serine/threonine kinase activity. The record is from RefSeq and is a predicted model, not a curated record. The transcript has 13 exons. Gene Ontology annotation, biological process: protein phosphorylation; intracellular signal transduction. Gene Ontology annotation, cellular component: cytoplasm.